UCGCGGUGGCUGUUGGGACAGUCUGCUAAGUUGUAAGAAGCGGAGGAAAGUCGGCUCCGGGCGCUUUGGUCCUCGGGGAGGGUGGGGGAAGGCGUCGAGCGCGCUGGUUGUCUUGGAUUGUGGAAAGACCACGCUGGAUGGUGGGAAGAAAAAAAUAAUAAUGAUCCGGACUGGCUAAAAAGACUGUUAUCCGGGGUGUCCCGGAGAAGCGGGAAGAAUGAACUGUUCAAGUCUAUUAAUUCUCUAUGAAACUGAUAAUUCAUCAACAUAUAUCAGCUGAAGCCACAUUCCCUCUCUGUGCUGGCUCCUAAGUGUAGAGAUGCAGGAAGGCAUCCGUUUUGCUUCUUCAGGAGAUGAUGAUGUUAAAAUAUGGGAUUCGUCUUCUAUAACUGUUGUGGACCAGUUUAGUCCCCAUGCAUCUUCUCACCCAGUUAAUUCAGUAUGCUGGGGUAGCAACAAUAACUUUUUGGUAACAACAUCAGCUGUUGGUGAUAAGAUAGUGGUUUCAAAUUGUAAAGGAAAACCAGUUCCACUCUUUGAACUAGCUGAAGGGACAAAGCAAACAUGUAUAAGCUUGAGUUCGAAUUCAAUGUAUAUUGCAAGUGGAGGAAUUGAUGGCACUGUUAAUAUCUGGGAUUUAAAAUAUAGAAAACUUCACCGAUCUCUUAAGGAUCAUAGAGAGGAAAUAACUUGUGUGUCAUUCAAUUGGAAUGAUUGCUAUGUUGCCUCAGGAUCCAUGAGUGGUGAAAUUAUCCUGCAUAGUAUUGCUACAAAUCUAUCCAGCACUCCAUUUGGUCAUGGAACUACGCAGCCCAUACGACAUUUGAAAUAUUCUCCCUUUAAGAAAGCAUUACUGGGUAGCGUCUCUGACAGUGGAACUGUAACCCUAUGGGAUGUCAACAGUCAAACUCCGUACCAUAACUUUGAAAAUGCUCAUAAAGCUCCAGCUUAUGAAAUCUGUUUUUCUCCCAUCAGUGAAUUGCUGCUUGUAACUGUAGGUCUAGAUAAAAGAAUAAUUCUCUACGACACAGCAAGUAAAAGGCAGUUGAGAACUUUAGUAGCAGAAACUCCUCUAACUGCAGUAGAAUUCAUGCCUGAAGGAACUUCACUCACUAUUGGCUCUUCUCGUGGAAAAAUAUAUCAUUAUGAUUUAAGAAAGCUGACAGCACCUGUGAAAUCAGUCAGUGCUCACAAAACAUCUGUGAAAUGCAUAACACUGCAGAAUUGUAACAGUUUUUCAAAGUCUAGUCAUAAAACAGGCUCAAGUAAACAAACUUGCAAAAAAGGAAUUCAGAAUGUUGGUAUUUUAAAAAAUCUUACAUCUAAUGUACCUACUACUUUCCUGCCCCAGUCCAUGCCAAGUAAUGAAGUUAAAGGAAGUGAUGCUAUUCCAGAUAAAUCAGGUUUGACCCAGAGCAGCAGUUUGGAUGUAAUUCCUUCCAAAGAGAUGGAUCAUGGGAAUACUUCUAAUUCAAGUAAUUUUGAAGACUUGGGAAGAAAUAGUUUGGGUGACCUAUUUUCUCCACUUCGAGAUGAUAUUGUGGCUUGUAAAACAAAUGAAGAUGUUCCAGGAAAGAAUGAUGGUUUGGAUUUUCAGUCUUAUCUUUUAAGCAUGGAUUUUCUCUCUCAGUUUAAUACUGCUUUACCUGCAAGAAAAAAUCCAGCAGGAUCAAAUCCACAUAUUGUUCAUUCAAGUCCAUUUAAUAUAUUUUCUGGAUCCCCCAUUAAAGAGGAAAAUGAGCAUCCAGAUAUUGAUGCUAAAAAAACAAAUCAUGGAAAACAAGAAUCCAAUGAGCACAUCAAACAGUUGAACUCGGGCUCUGAGUCUUCAGCUCUGAAUACUCCACCUGUUGCCAAUUUAAUCAAGAGUCCUGAUUCCAGAGAAAGACUUAUUAAGAAUAUCCAGACACAACUUUUAUAUGAAUCACCAAUUAAUGGUACUACCUCGACAGGUCCAAAGAUAACCUCCAAUAUUACUUCUGGAGUUGCUAGUACACUAUCUGAGAAAAUAGUAGAUACUAUUGGAAACAGCCGAUUGAAUGCACCUUUAUCGUCAAUACAAAUUCAUUUCAUUCAGAAUAUGAUACAAGAAACUCUGGAUGAUUUCAGGGAAGCUUGUCAUCGUGACAUUGUAAAUUUGCAAGUAGAAAUGAUCAAACAGUUUCAUGUUCAGUUGAAUGAAAUGCAUGCCUUACUUGAAAGAUAUUCUAUAAAUGACAGUUUAGUAGCCGAAAUUGAAAGAUUGCGUGAAGAAAAUAAAAGACUUCAAACCCACUUCUGACAGAUUCCUAUUCAUGUGAAGAAAAUAAUUUGAUAUUUUUGUUCCAAGUGGCUAAGACAUCAUGAUGUCAUCUGAUAAUUUCUGAAGGAGUGUAAAUUCAAUAUUUCUUACAGUACCAAAUAUUUUAAUUGUAGAAAAGCAAAAGAAAAUGCACUUACAUUUGUAUCAAAGUGUUUCUAUGAUAAAGAAGCUAGAUUAAAAUUGAGGCUAACAGGAUUAUUAACCAGUUCCCUAUCUGUAUAUAAAGUGCCUUUAUAAAAAAGGAAACUAAAUAGGAAAUGUAUUUUGUAUAACAAUUCAUCAACCUUCUUUGCCUUGUGGUAUUGGUGGAGCUCUCUCCUUUUA
This is a messenger RNA of Notechis scutatus (mainland tiger snake), 2626 nucleotides long. The record is from RefSeq and is a predicted model, not a curated record. Lineage: Eukaryota; Metazoa; Chordata; Lepidosauria; Squamata; Elapidae.